Aureobasidium uvarum is the source of this 1965-nucleotide messenger RNA. The record is from the annotation of a GenBank genome assembly. Lineage: Eukaryota; Fungi; Ascomycota; Dothideomycetes; Dothideales; Saccotheciaceae.
AUGGCCACAAAACUCGUAUCGUCAUCAACCGAUGGAUUCUUUCAAGAACUGCCCAUCUUGCUGCCACUGUUCACCACUUCAGACACACUGGGGGUUGACACAUCAGACGACAAAGCAUUGGCCAGAGUCCUUCCUCUGUAUCUUCCCUCAACAGCAAAACAACCUCUCCAAGCAGUCCACGACAUCAGUCGCUUGUCCCUAGACCCAAAGAUCCUAGCCCACGCAGUAGAUGCAGAAACCAACCAUCCCAAACUCCGACCCUUCAACACUUUUGGUCAAGAGAAUAAAAACGAUCCGCUAUGGACUACAGCAGGUUGGAAAGCACUGAAAACUAUGUAUCAGGAAACUGGCUUGAUCGGGGUUGCUUACGAUCAAGGGAAGAAUGACUGGAACAGACGUGUGCAUCAAUUUGCCAUGAAUCAUGCUUUCAUCUGUACGGCGACCAUGACAGGGUGUCCAAUGAGCAUGACCGACGGAGCUGCAAAACUGCUUCAAGGACAUUUAGACACUGAAGAUGGAGACCAACCUGGUCUGAAGGAUGUUAUCCAGGAAGCAUAUCGCCGACUUACCUCCAACGAUCCACAAGAAGCAUGGACAGCAGGACAAUGGAUGACAGAGCGAUCUGGCGGCAGCGAUGUCAGCGGUACCGAGACCUUCGCAACAAGACUCUCAGCUUCUGAAUUAUCUGCAGAAGCGCGAAAAGGGGGAAGCCAAGAUGCCCACGGCAUGCCUUNNUUAGGUCCCUGGUCAAUCUCAGGUUUCAAAUGGUUCAGCAGCGCCACAGACUCUGACAUGGCGAUGUUACUCGCUCAAACCUCCAACGGUCUCUCCCUCUUCUUCGCACCUUUGCGCCGGCGUAAACCCUCUCCAACCACCCACUCUUCCCCCUCCGAACUCAACGGCAUACGCAUCCAACGCCUCAAAGAAAAACUCGGCACAAAGUCCCUCCCAACCGCAGAACUCGAACUCAAAAACAUGCGCGCCUAUCUCAUCGGCACCGAAGGCCGCGGCAUCAAAGAGAUCUCCGCGAUACUAAACCUCACACGUUUAUACACUGCACACGGCGGCGCCGGCUACUGGGCACGUGGCCUCCAAAUCUGCCGCGCACACUCUCGCGUCCGUAAAGUGCGAGGAGGGCUUCUGGCACACAAUCCCGCGCACCUGCGCUGGAUGGCAGCAGAGACUGUAAAGUAUACCGCAGCAACACAUUUUGCGUUUUUCGGUAUCGCCAUGUAUGGCGCCAUGGAACAAGAUGCAGACAAGGUGGUUCGCGAUACCAAAGCUUUUGCUCUGAUCCCUUCUGACAAAGAUCACCUGGCAAUCCUCCUGCGCCUUCUGACGCCAGUAAUGAAAAGCCAAAUCACCAUUGCCAGUGUAGCAGGACUCAGAGAAGCAAUGGAAUGUCUAGGCGGCGUCGGCUACUGCGAAAACAACGAAGACGGCGGCCUCCUAAACGUCUCUAAAAUCUUUAGAGAUGCACUGAGUGGACCCAUCUGGGAAGGCACUGUAAGCGUCAUGGCUGAGGAUGUGGUGAGGGUGUUGACGGAUCCUCGAAUUGGGGAAGGCAAAUGUAUUCAAGCCGUUUAUGCGCCUUGGGUGCGAAGUGUCUUGACUGCAUGUCAAGCGACAUUUUCUGAAGAGUCCGAGCUUGUGGUGGUCAGACUCACGGCUUUGGAGCAAAUGAUCGAGGUUGUCGACAAGGGGCAAUUGCUGUUCCAAGGACGUGAGUUGCUGCAGCAUUUGGAAUGGGUGACUUGUGCGGUGCUGCUUAUGUUUGAUGCCUGCACUGAUGGGGAUGAGGUCGCUGUCGAGAUAGCCCGCAGAUGGGCAAGGGGUCAUCCCAUGAGCCCGACAGCGUGCAAUCUCCCUAGCGGAACCGACUGGACGAAGACUUCGGAAAUGGACAGAAAGAUAUUUCUAGGACGCGACGAAGGAGCAUUGGGCAGUGCAACCGCAAAAUUGUAG